Molecule: messenger RNA, 479 nt
Organism: Cariama cristata (Red-legged seriema)
Lineage: Eukaryota; Metazoa; Chordata; Aves; Cariamiformes; Cariamidae
Gene: CHMP2A
Product: charged multivesicular body protein 2A
Exons: 3
Biological process (GO): protein transport; late endosome to vacuole transport; endosome transport via multivesicular body sorting pathway
Cellular component (GO): ESCRT III complex; multivesicular body
Source: RefSeq, a predicted model, not a curated record
AUGGACCUCCUGUUCGGGCGCCGGAAGACGCCGGAGGAGCUGCUGCGGCAGAACCAGCGGGCGCUGGCCCGUGCCAUGCGGGAGCUUGACCGCGAGCGCCAGAAGCUCGAGGCGCAGGAGAAGAAGAUCAUCGUUGACAUCAAGAAGAUGGCCAAGCAGGGCCAGAUGGACGCGGUGAAGAUUAUGGCGAAGGACUUGGUGCGGACGCGGCGCUAUGUGAAGAAGUUCAUCACCAUGAGAGCCAACGUCCAGGCCGUGUCCCUCAAGAUCCAGACCCUGAAGUCUAACAACUCCAUGGCCCAGGCCAUGAAGGGUGUCACCAAGGCCAUGGCCACCAUGAACCGGCAGCUGAAGUUGCCGCAGAUCCAGAAGAUCAUGAUGGAGUUUGAAAAGCAGGCGGAGAUUAUGGACAUGAAAGAGGAGCUGAUGAAUGACGCCAUCGAUGACGCCAUGGGGGAUGAGGACGAUGAAGAGGAGAG